Messenger RNA from Trypanosoma conorhini, 465 nucleotides. RefSeq lists its product as uncharacterized. Bases 1 to 465 code for a protein of 154 amino acids. The record is from RefSeq and is a predicted model, not a curated record. The transcript has a single exon. Lineage: Eukaryota; Euglenozoa; Kinetoplastea; Trypanosomatida; Trypanosomatidae.
AUGCUAUUGCGCUUCUGCUGCCUUUUUUUUUUUUUUCCUCUCGGCUCCCGUCACCGCGAGGUCUGGGAGCAGCUGUCGGGCGCUUCGCCUCCACGCAGUCGCAGAAAGAAAAAGGCGAAUAAAGGUAGAUUGAUUGAUCGCGCCUGCUCCCGCCCACUCUUAGCCGGCGCGGCUGCAGUUACUCCGCACCGACGGACUAAGUUAUUUUUAGUUGCCUUCUGCCAAUCCUUCCAACUGUCUUUUGUAUUUGUUGUUGUUGUUGUUGCUGUUCCUCGCUUCUUGUGCCGUCGACCUAAAUUCUCCCGCAGCUCCCGUGUGUGCGUGUGUGCGUGUGUGUGUUGCGUCGGGCGGGGGGUGAGGGGGAGAUGGAGCACAUCCGAAAGACGAACAAAAAAUUGGGUGUCGGGGCGAGGGGCGUCGUGUACGAGGGCUACGACGAGGAGCGCGGCAGGUUCGUCGCUGUGA